Molecule: messenger RNA, 12333 nt
Organism: Dryobates pubescens (Downy woodpecker)
Lineage: Eukaryota; Metazoa; Chordata; Aves; Piciformes; Picidae
Gene: AKAP9
Product: A-kinase anchoring protein 9
Exons: 50
Coding region: 119-11818 (3899 amino acids)
Biological process (GO): regulation of Golgi organization; positive regulation of peptidyl-serine phosphorylation; maintenance of centrosome location
Cellular component (GO): centrosome; synaptic membrane; Golgi stack
Molecular function (GO): molecular adaptor activity; potassium channel regulator activity; protein kinase A regulatory subunit binding
Source: RefSeq, a predicted model, not a curated record
GGGACGGGACGGGACGGGACCCGACGAGACCCCGAGAGUGUGCGCUCCGGCUGAGGGAAAGCGCCGGCGUGGACCCCGCGUCCUGCCGCCCGGUGAGGAUCUGUCCCGCACAGCCGCCAUGGAGGACGAGGAGCGGCUGAAGAAGCUGGAGGCAGGGAAAGCCAAGCUUGCCCAGUUCAGGCAGAGGAAGGCACAGACCGAUGGUCCGAAUGGAUCCAAGAAGCAGAAAAAGAAGAAGAAAGCAGCAGGCAUCAAAGAUGAGGAAUCAAUCCAAGAUGGGCUCGAUGCCGAUCGAUCUCGAGGCGAUGAAACACCUGCCUGCAGCAGCCGAAGGGGAGCAGCUGCCACUGCUGACUGUGCUGUUAGCAGGACGUUGCAUGGUGGGGAGCUAAUCAAACACAACCAGGCUUACACCAUUGAGCUGGAAAGUGACAUUCCCACCACAGUAGAAGAUUACAGCUCUGAGGUAAAUGGUUACAGUUCUGUGGCGAGCACAGCUGCACCUACAGACCUAUCCAGGGAAGAAGAAUUUGGAGUUGGAGGAAUGUGUUCUGAGCAUGGAAUGCAGCACUCUCACACGCAGCUAGAGGUGAUGGAGAAUGAAUUGGCUGGGAAACAGCAAGAGAUUGAAGAGCUAAACAGAGAGCUAGAAGAAAUGAGGGCAGCAUAUGGUACAGAAGGAUUGCAACAGCUGCAAGAAUUUGAAGCCGCUAUCAAGAAGCGAGAUGACAUCAUCACGCAGCUCACUACGAACCUGCAGCAGGCACGGAAGGAAAAGGAUGAAACGAUGAGGGAGUUCUUGGAGCUGACUGAACAAAGUCAAAAACUGCAAAUUCAGUUUCAGCACUUGCAGGCAAGUGAAGCCCUAAGGAACACCAGCCAUAGCUGCACAGCUGCUGACUUACUGCAAGCCAAGCAACAGAUACUUGCACAUCAGCAGCAGCUGGAAGAACAAGAAUGUCUGCUGAAGAACUAUCACAGAAAGAAUGAAGAGCUUGAAGUGCAGAUUUCACAUCUUCAGGACAAGAUCACAGCAUAUGAAAUGGAUAAACAGAGAAAUGAGGAAGAAGAUUUGAGUAAAAGGCAAGAAAAAGAAGCAUUAAUUGAGGAGCUGGAAGCAAAACUUGGGGAAGAAGAAAAAAAUUCAUUUCAGCUUCAGGAAAAAUUAUCAGAUGCUGCUAAAUCAGUUGAAGAAUUGCAAGAACAGAUUUCACUGAAGGACCAGGAGAUAAGUAAUGUGAGAGCUGAGCUUGCCACCUACAAGCAGAAGGAAAGACAAUGUUCUGAAGAAAUCAAACAGCUGAUGGGGACAGUGGAAGAGCUGCAGAAAAGGUGUUAUAAAGACAGCCAGGCUGAAGCUGACAUCGUGCAAAGAAUGGAGCUGGAAACACAAAGGAGACUGGCACAGCUUCAGGCUGAACUGGAUGAAGUGCAUGGCCAGCAGAUUGUGCAAAUGAAGCAAGAAUUAAUUAAGCAACAUGCCCUGGAAAUCGAGCGGCGUCUCUCGCAGCAAAAAGCUGCACUGGAGACAGCUUCCAGUCUGUGUUUGAAUGAAAGUGUCAAUAAAGAUCAGAUGCAUUCCAUGAGCAUCAAAAUUGCUGAACUGAGUGCGAAAUUGCAAGGUGCUGAUAACGAAAGGGAACAAAUAAAGCAAGAACUGGCACAGCAGAUGGAAGCCAUUUCAUCAGAGAAGUCUCUUCAGCAAACCAGGAUCGAAGAGCUUUUGCGAGAACUGGAAUUUUCACGAGAGCAGGUUCAAAGAGCCAAGCAAACCAUAGUGGAUAUGGAAUGUAGAUUAAAUGAAGCUGAGAAAUUCCAGUUGGUGAUUGAGGAUUUGAAAACUCAGCUGGCCAGUGCCUCUGAAGGUAAGAAGGAAUUGGAACUAAAACACGAGGCAGAAGUCACAAAUUACAAAAUAAAACUGGAAAUGCUAGAAAGGGAGAAGGAUGCCGUGUUGGACAGGAUGGCAGAAUCUCAAGAAGCAGAGUUAGAGAGACUGAGAACAAAGCUUCUCUUUAGUCAUGAAGAGGAACUUUCCAGACUUAAAGAUGACUUGCAAAAAGAGCACAUGGUGAGCAUGGAAAGCCUUAAGGAGAACUUGAGUAUGCACCAUAAACAGCAGUUAGAUGAGGUGCAAAAUGAAAUGAGCCAAAAGAUAGAAGCCAUGCGAAACGAAAGGGACAAUUUGAUCACAAAGCAAAAUCAGCUGAUACUGGAGAUUUCCAGCCUCCAAGAGUCACAGCAGUCUAUUGUAAAUUCCAAAUCUGAAGAAAUGACACUUCAAAUCCAUGAGCUGCAGAAGGAGCUCGAAGUGCUUAGACAAGAGGAAAAAGAAAAAGGUACUCUGGAACAGGAGAUUCAAGAGCUGCAGCUUAAAACUGAGUCGAUGCAGGAACAAAUGAAGGAGAGGGAAGACAGCCUUCAGAGAAAGUGUUCAGAACUUGAAACGCUGAAUAACCUUCUGAAGGGGGAAAACACAGCUCUGGAAGAGAAAUUGAAAAGUGUGUUGGUGAGCUCUGAAGAAAACAUAAUUUUGAACAGCAGGGUUAGCUCUGAAACAGAGAGCCUGGCCUUGCAAAAAAGGAUAGAAAAGCUGUUGGCUGAAAAUGAGCAACUUAAGAAGCAAAAUAGUCAGCUCCAGGAGGACACUGAAAGGCAGAGGAGUGCCUUUAUUUGUACUGAGAGAAAACUUGAAACUAAUUAUCAGGAGCUGCAGAAAGAAUGUGCAAGGCUCCUGAAGGCAAAGUCAGAGUUAGAAGAGGACAAGAAUAAGCAGGAGGCUGAAUAUAAAAGCAAACUUGAAGCUUUGAAUGAAAAGCUUCACCACUUACAAAGCAGCAGACCAGUUUUAUUUAAAACUAAAGCUUUUGAUUCUGAAGGAAGUAAAGAAAUCAAGGUGCCCAGGGCAGGCACAUUUGAGGCUGGAGAAGUUAUUGAGAAAGAUGCAACAGAACUGAUGGAGAAGCUUGAGGCUACCCAGCGUGAGAAACUGAAAUUAUCCCUGAGACUUUCCGAUCUCUCUGAGCAGCUGAAGUCAAAGCACAGUGAAAUUGGUCAUUUAAAUGAAAAAGUGAAAUCCUUACAAGAUGAGAAAGAAGAAGUUCUAGCAAAAUGUAAAGAACUUGAAGUCAUAGUUAGCCAUGCUCAGAGGGGAAAUAGGAGUGGAACUAAACCCAGGACAAAAUCCUCUAAAGGAAAACCUCUGAAGACUGCUCCUCCAGCCUCUGAGAACAGAAAUAAAACCCUCAGGCCAAGCAAUGGCGUUGAUGAAGGAAUAGAUGGAAGAGGAAAUCUAAGUUCAGGCAAAGAUACCAGUCAUGAGGUAACAAAAAGGAAGGAGGUUCAGCAGAUGCAGCAAUCUCUUGUAGAACAUUUGCAUGGCAUGGCAGACAGGCUGGCAGAUGAAACAUCAAGAGCCAUUACGCAGCAUGAAGAUCAUCAUCUUCAGCAGCAAGUGGACGCAUUGAAAUCAGAACAGACUGACCUGCAGCUGCAGAUGGAAGCGCAGCGCAUUUGCCUGUCUCUGGUGCAUUCAGCUCACAUAGAGCAGGUUCGUGAGGACCUGAAGGCAGAAAAGGAGAGUGCCCUUUGCAGCCUGAAAGAGGAGCUUGUACGGAGCCACCUGCAAGAGAUGAACGACCUGCAAAACAUGCAUCAGCUGGAGCUCCAGAGCUUGAAAACUCGGAAAGCAGAUGAUGAAGUCAAGUCUACACAAAGACUUAUAGAAAAGCUGAAUGAAGCUGUCACUGAGGAAUGUUCUAGGCUUGCUCAGGUUUUAUGUGACAAUCAGAAUGAACACUCUUCUGUUGCUGUAGAAGCUGGCGACAGGGAACAGGGUGUUCUCCACAGACCUGCUGCUCUGGAAGAAAAGCUGGGCAUAGAAUUACAGAUAGACAGAGGCCAAGCUCAAGCAGGGCAACAACACAUGGGUGCGCUUCUCCACAAGAUUAUGGAAGAGUACAGCAGACUAAAAGCACUUCAGACACAGCUGGUGAAGGACUGUAAACAGAUCAAAGGACCAUGUCUGUCUUCUUCAGAAAGAAGGAAAGAGGAGGAACCUCUCCAUCUGGAAACCAGACCCCCUUCACAGGGUCCAAUGGACCCUAAGAUUCAAGAAUACUGCUCGAAGGAGAUAGGGAACCUUAAAACACAACUUGAGGAACAACAUGCUCAAGACCUAGAACACCUCCGGUCCUAUUUCCAGCAGCAGCUGAAAGAAGUUGAAGCGAGGUACACUACAGAGAUUGUCCAUCUGCAGACUAAGCUUCAGGGUGCUGGGAGAUCCUCUGAACACCACCACAGAGUAUCCACGGAUUCAGAAAUAAAGCUGAAAGAAGUCCUCAGGAAAGUGAAGCGCCCUGAAAAACUUCAGCAAAGACCAGAGGACGCACUGGAGCUUGGUGGCGAAAUGGAAAUGCAGAAGGAUCUGGAUGUUGUUCAGCUGCUGGAAAAACAAUACCAAGAAAGAUUAGAAGAAGAAAUAGCAAAGGUGAUUGUGUCCAUGAGCGUAGCAUUUGCCAAGCAGACUGAAAUGUCAAGAAUUGCUGGGCAGAAGGAAGAAGCAGCACAAACAGAGACUGGACAUCAGCAAGGAAUGUGUGUUGAAACUAGCAAGCAGUGUAGCAAUGAAGAGCUUGAGAGCCCUCUGAGAACAUCAACAGGAAAAGGCAAUGAGCAAGAAGAGCUAAAAUCACUCUGCAAGGAACUCAGUGAAGAGUCUGGUGAGAUCAGCUCACUUGGAGACCAGCCUCACUCUAACAGCAAGCCUGAUUUGGUGUUGGGACAGGCCUCAAGUGAAUCAGUGGUUUCUGAAGACCUUCUUUCCCUUGUCAAAGGGCUUCCAGUGGAAGAGACACUGCACUGUGAGGCUCCUGCACCAGACACAGAAGCAUCAAGUCAGCUGUUGUUGUAUGAGGAGCGUUUGGAGGACAUGAGACAGGAGCUGGUACGGCAGUAUCAGGAACAUCAGCAGGCAACAGAGUUGCUGAGACAAGGACACAUGCAGCAAAUGGAAAGGCAGAAAGAAAAUCAAGAGCAACUCCUGGCAGAGCUGGAAAAUCUUAAAGUGCAAUUAGCUGAGCGUGUCUCAAUGGAGAAUGACAGCCUGGUUGCAGAGAGAGAGAGAAUGCUUUUGGAAGAACUGGAAUCAUUGAAGCAACAUCCUGCACCUGGAAGAGAGAGGCUGCUGUGUGAGCUACGGAACAACAGCACGCAAACAGAGAAUGAAAACGAAAGGCAGAGCGACGUGAGAGAGCAGAUCUUUGAGCAGGAAGAUGGAGGAAGGAAGCCUGAGGAGACACCUUCAGCUCUUCUUUCUAAAGAAAGGCAUGUUUUUCAGAAGGCUAAUGAGAAACUCAUGAAGAUACUUCUAGAAGUUGUGAAGACAACUGUGGCCAUGGAGGAGACAAUUGGUCGACACGUUCUUGGCUUGCUGGAUCGGUCUGGGAAGGUCCAGCCUGCCAAACCAGUUGGAUGGGACACAGAGGCAGAGGAGUCAGUGACGCCCUGCAUUCGUGUGGGCUACGAGAAAGAGCCCUCUUCCUCAUACCGUGGUAGUAGUAUGGAAGAUGAUGAUAUCAACAUGUGGUCAGGAGCAAUGGAUGAAGGACUGCUGAGCCAACAUUUUGCAGAAAGUGGAAUGGAAAUAGAUCCUGAAAAGGAAGAACUGCUUCUGAGCAUUAGUUCUCGACUACAAGCAGCUGUUGAAAAGCUUCUGGAAGCUAUCAAUGAAACUUCAAAUCAGCUUGAACAUGCUAAAAUUGCUCAGACAGAACUCAUGAGAGAGUCCUUCAAAAAGCAACAAGAGGCCACAGAAUUUCUCAAGUAUCAGGAAGAGCUACAAGAACGUCUGAAUGAAGAAACCAGAGCCAGAGAGCAGUUGGCCUUGGAGCUUAGUAAAGCUGAAGGCCUCAUUGAUGGUUAUGCAGAUGAGAAAACAUUUCUGGAAAAACAACUCCAGGAAAAAAUGGAUAUAAUUGACCAUCUUGAGCAAAAACUGCUGUGUACAGGUAACAAAUUGCAGGAGUUAGAGGCUGAACAGCAGCAGGUCCAGGAGGAAAAGGAGUUGCUCUCCAGACAGAAGGAUGCCAUGAGAGCAGGCGUGGGGCCAGUGGAGCAGCAAUUGCUGGAGGAAACAGAAAAGCUAAUGAAAGAAAAAAUUGAAGUCCAGCGUCAAGCCGAGAAGGAGUACGAUGACCUCCAGCAGCAGGUCAGAGUCUUGGAGGUAGACUUGGAAGAGCAAGUCAGUCGCUUCAUAGAGCUGGAGCAAGAAAAGAAUGCUGAGCUAAUGGACUUGAGGCAGCAAAACCAGGCUUUGGAGAAGCAACUUGAGAAAACAAGAAAAUUUCUGGAUGAGCAAGCCAUUGACCGAGAGCACGAGAGAGACGUAUUCCAGCAGGAGAUCCAGAAGCUGGAACAGCAGCUAAGGGUUCCCCAGAGGAGUCAGCCUGUCAGUGAGCAUCAGAACAGAGAGGUUGAACAGUUAACAAAUCACCUAAAAGAAAAAACAGACAAAUGCAGUGAGCUUUUGCUCUCCAAGGAGCAACUUCAGAGAGACAUACAAGAGCGAAACGAAGAAAUUGAGAAACUAGAGUGCAGGGUAAGAGAGCUGGAACAAGCCUUAAUCAUCAGUGCAGACAACUUGCAAAAGGUGGAGGAAAGGAAGCAGUUUGGCACCGUCAUAGUAAAGGGAGAAUUGCAUCUUGAAGCACAACUGCAAGCUGAACGAGAAGCUGUGGACAGAAAGGAGAAGGAGGUCACAAACCUUGAGGAGCAACUGGAGCAGUUCCGAGAGGAGCUGGAAAAUAAAAAUGAGGAAGUUCAGCAGCUGCACAUGCAACUGGAAAUUCAGAGGAAGGAGUCCACUACACACUUGCAAGAACUGGAACAAGAGAACAAAUUAUUUAAGGAUGAAAUGGAAAUCCUGGGACUAGCAAUACAGAAAUCUGAAGAUGCCACCACACUGGACCAUCAUUCAGUAGUUGGGAGGCUGGCUCACAUCAUGCAAGAAAAGGAGCAGGAAAUAGAACAUCUUCAUGAGCAGAUUGCAAGCCUGCAACAGCAGCUUGAAGGCACAACUGAUAACAAAGUUAUUGAAGAGCAAAAUGAGCAUAUAAGGGAGCUUGAAGCCCAGGUAGAAUAUCUGAAAAGUGAUCAAGAACGUGUGAAGAGAAAAAAUGAUGAGGAAAUAGAGCAGUUGAAUGAUGUCAUUGAUAAGCUUCAGCAGGAUCUGGCAAAUAUUGAACAAAAAGUGCCUGCAGACAUUGCUGCUCUUCAAGAAGAUGCUGACAGUCUGAAACAUACUCUUGAAACAGUUGUGGCAGAAAAGGAGGCUUUGGAGAGGCAAGUAGAAAGCGUAAAUGUAGAAGCAUCUCGGACAAAGAGUAAGCUUGAGGAAGCUAAGUUAAAAAUGACCCAGCUAGAGCAAGAAAUAAGUGUGUUGAAAAAAGAGAAAUGCAAGUGUGAGCUGAUGAGAAGUGAUAGGGGAGAACCAGGAGACAGAAGCAAGGGGAGAGCUGGGAAAGUGGAAGAAGGUUUGUGUGAGAAAUCAGAGUUGCUAGAUCAAUCGCAGCUUCAGCCUUCAGAUGAGAACGCAAGAGCCACCACCAGCAAGAUGGAGCUGCAACUGGAGCACCUUCAGGGAUGCAUUAAGGAAAGAGAUUCAGAACUAGUCCAGUCCUACAAUAAAAUAAAAGCCUUGGAGGAGGAAAGGCAAGCAGAAAGAGAAACACUUGAAAAGAGGAUAUUAGAACUGGAAAAGACUCUGCUGGAAAAAGUUGCUGCUGCUCUUGUGAGUCAGGUUCAGCUAAAUGCAGUUCAAGAGCAGAGGAAAUUCAUGCAGGAAAUUCAGGAAGCUCCAGGCUGCGUGGAGGACCCCAGGGAGGAUGCCCAAAGAGGCAGUUUGAGUGAUGGAGCCCAAAGUGAAACUGAAUCAAAAUUAUCACUCUUAACCCAGAGGCUUGGUGAGAUGGAGGACCAGCUGGCACUGGUGAACCAUCACUUGGAGUUAGAAAGAGAGAAUGCCAGAGGUGCAGAGAAGGAAGCUAAAGCGAAGGAAGAGAGACUCUUUGAGCUUCAGCAGCUACUGCAGGGGCUUCAAGAAAAGCACAGUGGAGAGGCUCAGGAACACAUGGAGCAAGAAGAAAUGCAGCCACACCAGGUAGGAGCACAUCUUGUGGAAAAUCAGAAAGAAAAUGAACUUGAACUACAGCAAAUGAAAGAAGAGGCAGCUGCUGCUAAGGAAGAGCUGAGCAGUUACAGAGAAAAGGCAGAAAAACUUCAGCAAGAACUAGCAGUAAAAGAAGCAAGUCUGAUACAUCUUCAGGAAGACCUGUGCAAAGUCAAAGAGAGCCUAGUUGAAGCAGAAGAGAAAUUUGCAAGUUAUAUGAGAAAGGACAAGGAGCUGGCAAAAACUGAAAGCAAAAAGGAUGCAGAAAUAAUGUGUGAUUUGUCAACAGGUGAGUCUGCCCUAAGUAGGAAAAGCUCAUCAUCACAAACAGACCAGCCUGUGGAAACCAACAGCUGUGUCCAGACUUCACCAGUCCUUGUGAGAAAUGCAGAGAUGCAGAUUGAUUUGCCAAAUGGCUGCUCUUCAGAGGAGGUUGCAGAGAUUGUGAGAGAAUUUACUGAAAAAAUCGACCAAAUGCAAGAGCUCCACGCCGCUGAAAUCCUGGACAUGGAGACAAGGCAUAUCGCGGAGGCUGAAGCAUUAAAGAGAGAGAAGUUUGUCGCAGUGCAAGUGUUGACUGAGGAGUGUAAAACUUUAAAGGAAGUCAUAGAAACUCUACAAGCUAAAGAGGGCAUCCCAGUGUCUGGGUCAGCACAUUCUCCACCAUAUCAAGCUAGAGAUGGAGGUUCUAGCGACUCCAGCUCAGACUGGAGUCAAGGAAUGUACCUUACUCAGACCCAGGGAUCUGACACUGUAUCUGAAGGAAUGGAUGAAGGUGAAGCUUCAACAGAUUUACUUCCAAAAAAAAUCAAGGGCCUACUGAAAGCAGUCCAUCAUGAAGGCAUACAGGUGCUGUCUCUCACUGAAUUUCCAUAUAGUGACAGGGAGGUGCCACCUCUUAAGCAAGAACCAGCAUCUUGGCUUGAGGAGAGAAAAGCUUUUCUAAGCACCAUUUCAUCCCUGAAAGACCUCAUUGCAAGAAUGCAACUUCCUGGAGAAGCUGAGGUUUAUGCAAGUACAGAAUCCCCUGAAGGUGGCUCAGACUGGCGAGGAGAACUUCUGCGUGCUGUUCAGCAGCUCUUUGUGAGAGAACAAAAUGUGCUUCUGGCUGCCUUUCAGACUGAGCUUGCAGGGCUGGGCACAAGAGAUGCAGGGAUGUUGAUGAAUCAGCUGGAGCACAGACUACAUGAUCAGGCUAGUGAGCAGAGAGCAGCCAUGGAUUGUCUUCAGAAUGCAGACAGAAGAAGUUUGCUGAUGGAGAUUCAAGUGUUACAUGCUCAGAUGAACAGUAAGAAGAACAAUCCAAAGAGAGAACAAGAGAUGGAUUCAAAAAGCCAAGAAAUGCUGGAGUACAACAUGCAGCAGAAGCAGUCACAGAUACUGGAGAUGCAAGUGGAGCUCCGCAGUAUGAAGGACAGAGCAGCUGAGCUUCAGGAACAGCUGAAUUCAGAGAGAAUGAUGGGUACUGAGCUGAAGAAUGAACUUGCACAAGCCAAACUAGAGCUUGAGGCAACCCUUAAGGCACAGCACAAGCACUUCAAGGACCUAGAAACCAUCAGGACUGAAGUUAAAGAAAAAGCAGCUGAGCUAGAUGUUCUCAAGGAUACAAUGGCCAGUGAACAGAAAAAAUCCAGAGAGCUACAGUGGGCUCUGGAAAAGGAAAAAGCUAAAAUGGAACGCAGUGAGGAAAGAGGAAGAGAAGAGCUUGAGGAUUUAAAAUUUUCCCUGGAAGAUCAAAAGCAAAAGAACUUAGAGCUAACUCAGCUUUUGGAGCAGGAGAAGCAGCUGUCAACUGACCUGCAGCAGAAGCUUGACUCCCAAGAAGCAGCGAGUGCUGCCCAGCUGUCACAAGAGCGAGGCCGCAGUUCCGAGCUGCAGGUGCUCCUGGAGUCGGAGAGGGUUCGAGCUCUGGAAAUCAGCAGUGCCCUGGAGAGGGAAAGAGAGCUGUGUGCUCAGCUUCAAAGUGCUGAGGAGAAAGGGCAAGCUGGAACACCUACUCCAUCUGAGGAGUUACUGAAAGAGCUACAGAAACAAAUGGAUGAAAAGCAUGACCGUGUAGUGGAGUUAGUGAGUGAGAUGGAGAAGUAUAAACUGGAAUCUGUGCAAGUGAGACAGCAAAUGGAGAAAGAAAGGCAGCUCCACAGGAAGGCACUACAAGAAGAACAAGAUGCUAACAUAAUAGCACAGAAGAAACUCCAUGACCUGGAGUCCAAAGUAGAAGACCUUCAGUGGCAACUUGGAGAAAAGAAGCAAGAAGUCCAUAAAUUAGGGAACGAAACCAAGAGGUUGCAGGAAAUAAUCCAAGAGCUGCAGAAAAAAGAGGAGGAGAGUGAAGGAAGAAGAAAGGAAGCAGAAAGGACAGCAAAUGAGACUACCUGGGAUACACCCAAUGACAGAACGAGGAAAUGGGUUCUCCAGCAGAAAACAGAAGGAGGUGAGGUGAAGGAAUCCACCUACCCCAUGCUGACAGGAAGAGGAGAGCUCUCUGCUGCUACUGAGAUUCUGGAACACAUCCAACGAAAGCUGCAAACCACAGCUCCAAAGCUGAAGCAGUUGGCUCGGAAAGCUGCCAGCAGGUUCCAGUUUGAAACAGCAGAUGACCAGGACUUCACUUCAGUACAAAAUGCUAUUGAAGAGGCUGUUUCAGAGCUGCAGAAGCUGCCUGGAUUGUCCUGCCUGGAAGAGCUGAAGCAUGUGCUACCACCAGGGACUCCAUCCAGCUCACUGACUGAGAGGCUGCUGAGGCAGAAUGCUGAGCUGACAGGCUUUGUCAGCAGGCUGAGUGAAGAGAAGAACAACUUAAGGAAUGCUGUCAUGAAACUGGAGGAAGAACUGAGAAGACACCAGCAGAGACAAGCUUCUGGAGACUAUCCUUCUAGACCCUCCUCGGAUGUUGGAGUUAACAUUGACGCUCUUGUGGCCUCUGAGAAGGAAAUGUGGAACAGAGAAAAGCUGUCCCUGCAGAAGUCUUUGAAACAAGCUGAUGCAGAGAUCUCCAAGCUGAGAGCAGAGCUCAGGAGCGAAGCUUUCCUCAGAGAGCUGGGCUCAGACUCUGACAAUGCUGUUUUAAGGAGAAUUUAUGGCAAAUACCUUCGGGCAGAGAGCUUUCGGAAGGCUCUCAUCUACCAGAAGAAAUAUUUGCUGCUGCUGCUGGGUGGCUUCCAGGAGUGUGAAGAGGCUACGCUGGCCCUCAUCGCACGCAUGGGUGGACAGCCUUCCUAUACAGAGCUCCAGAUCCUCACCCAGCACUCGAAGGGCUUCACAAGAUUUCGCUCUGCAGUCAGAGUAUCCAUUGCAAUCUCAAGAAUGAAGUUCCUGGUUCGUCGCUGGCACAGGGUUACAGGUUCUGGUGUGCUGAGUAUCAACAGGGAUGCCUUCAGCCACAGCACAGGUAAUGAGUUACGUCCUGAGUCCUUCCCUGGUGGCGUGGAUCUUUAUGGAGAGCAGCGGCAGUCCUACAGACCCAGGUUCCACAGUAUGCAGACUGACCUGACCCCAGUCUCCUUCGCCUGCUCUCAGCUGCAGAACUACGACCCUGAGCGAGCUCUGAGUGACUACAUCCACCGGCUGGAGGCGCUGCAGCGGCGGCUGGGCAGUGUGCAGUCAGGUUCAACUUCAUACACUCAGCUGCACAUGGGUAUCAGAAGAUAACUGCCUCCCACCACCCCCAUCCCUGGCAGUGAUGUUCACAAUUUGCCUUCAGCCUCUGCUCUUUCUGUGCUUUUGUACAACCCGGACAGCGUGGGACCAAGAGGAACGCAGCCAGAGGAUUGUACCCAGCUCCGGCAGGCAGCCUGGGACUUUGUGUAGAUAGGCACUUUGUGUUCAUGAAGAAAACAAAACCAACCCCCCUCCCUCCCCCCGAGAGCCCCUGUGAUUGCCUGUAUAUUUGUGGAAUGCUAAUUUAAAUGAGUAACUUAUGAAGUAUUUAUCGAGAGGGUGGGGCGAUGGACGCGGUGUUCGUGAAUCAAGCUACGAUCAGCAAACUUUACUUGCACUUUUUUUCCUGGCAAGGCUACUGAAGUUCCAUGACUCUCAUUACUAUUUGCUACUGGCAGUGCAGACAGAAUAUCACUUGUAGAGACCUAUUUUUGUAACAGUAGAAGUUUUGGAUUUUAUGGGUAUUUUGUCAAAAGUACUGCAAUAAAGAUGACUUCAUGCUUUUA